AUGCCGGAUCCUUUCGUGAAAGAUGAAAUCCAUGAGAAGAAGGUCAUACUGAGCGUCUGGUGGGGAGUUCUUGGAAUCUAUCGUUUCGAACUGUUACCGGACAACACGACAGUUACUGCCGAGGUCUACUGCGCCCGAAGCUCGACAACGUUCGCCUGCUGCACGAUAACGCGCGCCCUCACAUCGCGAUCUCUUCCCAGAAAAUUCUGGAGCUUGGUUGAGAAGUUCUACCGCACCCGCCGUACAUCCCGGUCUCCGAGCGACUACCACUCCUUCCGAUCGCUUCAGCAUCACCUGGAAGAGAAGCGCUACGAUGAUCGUGACCACCUCGAAAAUGACCUUCGGGCUUUCUUCGCCUCCAAGUCGCCGGAGUUCUACGCCAAAGGAAUCCGUGAUCUUGUGAGACGUUGGCAUAAGGUUGUCGAUGUUAAUGGAGAUUAUUUCGUCGAAUAA
Messenger RNA from Necator americanus (New World hookworm), 453 nucleotides. RefSeq lists its product as uncharacterized. The record is from RefSeq and is a predicted model, not a curated record. The transcript has a single exon. NCBI's taxonomy places the organism in Eukaryota, Metazoa, Nematoda, Chromadorea, Rhabditida, Ancylostomatidae. Gene Ontology annotation, molecular function: nucleic acid binding. The coding region runs from base 1 to 453 and encodes 150 amino acids.